UUGUUUAUAUUUAUAAUAGGUAUUGUUGUAUUAAUAGUAACAGUGGACGAGUUUUUCAGCAGUUUAUGUAGCAAAAUAUUGUAUUUAUUUUGAAAGAGUCCAAAAUGUAUGAUCGAUAUUCUCUUUUGAUUAACAUAUAUUUAAAUACAUUUUAUAUUUUAAUUUCUUAAUAAUUCAGAAGAAAAAUAUUACCAGAUAAUCAAUUAUGAAAAGUGAUUAUAAUUUCAAAAUUGGUUAAAUUACAUAUGUAUAGUAUGGAUAAAUCUCAGAUCAAUAAAAACGAUUUUUUCCCUCAAGUUCAGUAUGCAUUUCCUAUUUUAUAUGAAAAGGUUUGUUUAUAUUUGAUUCAAAAUGAAUGUACAGAUGAAGAAUUUGCAGAUGUGAUUAAAGAAAUAAAGAGGUUGAAUUUGACACAAUUUGUUGAAGAUAUAGUUAUUUAUCAUAUAGAGUUAUAUAUUCGGCAAAAUGUAGCACCCACAUUUUGGAAACAAUUCACAAAUAAUGUGACUGGACAACAAGGUUUCGAACAUUUUAAAAAUGCAGUAGAUGGAUUAUAUAUAAGUUUAACAGAAUUUUUGCCAUUAUUAAAAAAGUUAGAAUACUUAACACAAAAUGAAACAGCUCAAUCUACAACAAAUGGGAACAACGUACUAGGUCAAUUUAAAUUAAUUGUACGAUCUACGCUAUUAAGUCAGUUACCACUUCACUACGAACACAUAGUUGAGCAAUUUUAUAAAAUCGCGUUUAAUGUAUUUUGUAGUGCAGAUAGUUCUACGCAAGUAACUACUGGAAGUGAUACUGCUCAAUGUAUGGGUUGUUAUCAGGAAGUAGAUAAAUGUCAGUGUCAAAUGAUUGUAUUUAUGUUCCACGAAACAAAUAGAAAAUUAAUUGAAUUAGAACUAUUAGAGAGAUUAGUUGGUAAUGUUCUUACAUCACUGAUACAUAUACGUAUUAAAAAUCAUGUCAGUCAAUCAUGUGAUAAAACAUUCGAUGUGUCACAAUUAAAAUCAUUAGAAAAUUGGCUUGAAACGGUUGUUAUGAGUUGGUUAAUAAGAAUAUAUUCUGGUGGUUUUUCAAAGGUUGUAUCUUUGACGAAUCAAACUCGUAGUGCUAUAGACAAAUUUAAACAGAAACUUUCUCAUUUUUUAUAUGAAACAUAUACAAGAUUUAGAAUUGAACAACUCUUUGACAUCAUAAUAGAGUAUCCUGAUUCUCAACCUGCAAUAGAUGAUUUACGUAUUUGUCUAGAACGAACUGAUUUACGUAAAGUCCUAAUAGAAAGUCUACAAGAAGCAUUAAAAACGAGAUUAUUACAUCCAGGUGUAAAUACACCAGAUAUAAUAACAGCUUAUAUUGCAGCUAUAAGAGCAUUGAGACAAUUGGAUCCUACAGGUGUCCUCCUUGAAACAAUAACAGAACCUAUUAAAAUUUAUUUAAGAACCAGAGAGGAUACUGUACGUUGCGUAGUGAGUGAUUUGCUUGAUGAUUCACCAAGUGAUCUAGCUGAUGAACUAGUCAAGGGCGAAUCUUUACAAUUAGAUGAUGGUUCUGGCGAUGAAGAAAAUGAAGAUUGGGACAAAUGGAUGCCAGAUCCUGUUGAUGCUGAUCCUGCAAAAUCAGCACAACGCAGAAUGUCAGAUAUAAUAUCGAUGUUAGUAAAUGUAUAUGGUAGUCAAGAUCUAUUUGUAAAUGAAUAUCGUACAUUAUUAGCAGACAGACUACUGUCUCAAUUAAAUUAUCAUACUGAACGAGAAAUCCGUCAUUUAGAAUUAUUGAAAAGGCGUUUUGGAGAAAAUCAACUUCAUUACUGUGAAGUUAUGUUAAAAGAUGUAUAUGAUUCUAAAAGAAUAGAUGGACAUAUACAAUCUGAUGCUAGUUACACUUUAGAAAAAGAGCACUUCCCUACAUCUGCAUUGAUAUUAUCAGCACAGUUUUGGCCACCAUUUAAAGAAAACUGGAAAUUAGAGUUACCUAAAAUUGUACAGGACCAAUUAAACAAAUAUGUAAAAGCAUUUGAAACUCUAAAAGGAAAUAGAACACUUUGUUGGAAACCUCAUCUCGGAAAUGUUAAUUUAGAAAUUGAAUUAAAAGAUAGAAAAUUAGAUAUAAAUGUAACACCCAUACAUGCUACAAUAAUCUUACAUUUUCAAGAUAAGAAAGAAUGGGCUCUAGAAGAACUUGCAGAAAUAAUGCAUGCCCCUGCAACUGUGUUAAGAAGAAAAAUAUCUUUUUGGGUUUCACAGGGUCUUUUGAAAGAAAUUUCUAAUGAUGUCUUCAUAUUACAAGAAGAAAGUUCGACGAAAACCAGAUCUUUAUCAGACAUCGUUCUGGAAGAAGAAGUAGAAAGUGCAAUGGCAUCUGCAAGUGAUCAGAGGGAGGAAGAACUUCAAGUGUUUUGGUCUUAUAUUGUUGGCAUGCUAACCAAUUUAGAUUCUAUGCCUUUAGAAAGAAUUCAUCAAAUGUUAAAAAUGUUCGCGUCUCAAGGUCCAGGAGCAAUGGAAUGUGGCUUACCUGAAUUGAGACAAUUUCUUGAUAGAAAAGUGAGAGAACAUCAACUAUUAUUUUCAGGUGGCUUAUAUCGUUUACCAAAAUCAUAAUUAUUAUUUAAUUCUUUGUAUUAUAUGAUGUAUAAUAUGCGAUAAACUCAUCAAUGUUUAAAAGCUGAUUUCAUACAAUAAGAUUAAUAAUAAAAAUUAAUCUGUAUAAUACUGUUUAAACCCAUAGUUUAAUAUACUGAGCAACAAUGAAAUUUUAUGUACUGUAUAAUAAAGAUGAAAGUGAGAAUUA
Molecule: messenger RNA, 2787 nt
Organism: Bombus huntii
Lineage: Eukaryota; Metazoa; Arthropoda; Insecta; Hymenoptera; Apidae
Gene: morula
Product: anaphase-promoting complex subunit 2
Exons: 8
Coding region: 246-2597 (783 amino acids)
Biological process (GO): ubiquitin-dependent protein catabolic process
Cellular component (GO): anaphase-promoting complex
Molecular function (GO): ubiquitin protein ligase binding
Source: RefSeq, a predicted model, not a curated record